Messenger RNA from Diachasmimorpha longicaudata, 1670 nucleotides. Its product is annotated as major facilitator superfamily domain-containing protein 9-like. The coding region runs from base 146 to 1387 and encodes 413 amino acids. Gene Ontology annotation, molecular function: transmembrane transporter activity. NCBI's taxonomy places the organism in Eukaryota, Metazoa, Arthropoda, Insecta, Hymenoptera, Braconidae. The record is from RefSeq and is a predicted model, not a curated record. Gene Ontology annotation, biological process: transmembrane transport. The transcript has 5 exons.
GACAGUUCUGUAUUCAGCAUGGCUUUCAACGAUUAAGUACUCAUUAUGAGAUUUUUAAACAUCAUGUGAAAUGAUAGGAAACAGUGAAGAACCGGAUUAGAAGUGAAUUAUAUGACAGUUGCCAGUACUUGAGCAUAAUAGAAGCAUGGCAAGUGAUUCUAAAGUCAGCGAUAUUCGCUGGAUAUAUCUCGUGACAUUCCUGGAUUUCUUCGCUGUUGGAUUGAUUUUACCUUCAAUGUCAAUGCACCUCAAUAAACUUGGUGCAUCGUUCUCAACGAUAGGUGCCAUUUCUUCUAUUUAUGCAGGAAUUCAGCUCAUUAGUGGCCCGUUAAUUGGUAGCUGGAGUGACAGAAUUGGACGAAAAAAUAUUUUCAUCGUUUCUUGCCUAGUAAUUGGAGUUUGUUACGCACUUUUUGGAUUAGUUGAAUCCAUAUUUCUCAUGCUAGUUCUCAGAGUGACAAUAGGGGUCUUCAAGCAUUCACAGGUGAUGAUUCAGGCCUUGAUAACUGAUCUCUACCCCAAAGAUGACCAAUCAGUUAUGUUUGGAAAUUUAAAAUCGAUAACGGGACUGAGUUUUGCACUGGGGCCACUCAUUGCCGGUCACAUGACGGAAGUUGAGGGAGGAUUUGCCCUCACUUGUGUCGUUAGCGGAAUAUUAUUCAUAAUUAAUGCCGUGAUAGCCUACUAUUGUUUCGGUGACAAAAUGAGCCGACCUGAGCCUAAAUCUCCGAACGACAUGGAAAUUAAAAAAAAUCCUAAGAAAUUCGAAAUGAAGAAAUUGAAGGAAGUUAUCUCAGAUCUACGAAGCAUCGACUGGAGCGUAUUUGGUGAUGCUUUUGCGCUCAAAUUCAUGGCUGAGGUAGCAGCGAUUGCUUUUUAUGCGAAUUAUAAUGUUAGGAUAAAAAGGCGAUUCGAUAUAUCGCCGAAACUAGCCGGAUACACGAUAGCCUACCAGAGUUUUAUAGGAAUAACGACAGGUCUUUUGAUGGGCCGAAUGAAUAGAAAAUUUUACGCGGAUGAUAUAUCGUAUAAAAAAAGAAAUCUUCAUGCGUUUACCGUGAUGGCAGUGGGUUUCAGCUGCGCCUACUUCUCAUCGUACUUCCCUCUCUUCAUGUUAUCAACGACACUUUUCAAAAUAGCUGAUAUGGUGCUGCGGGUAACAUUGACCGAAAUGGUAGUGGAAAAGGCAUCUGCCACUAACCAGGGAUCAGUGGCUGGAUCUGCAGAGAGUAUUGGGAGUCUUGCUCGGAUGGUAGCUCCUCUAACCACUGGCAUAGUUGAAGAUAUAUGUGGAGUUAAUAGUGCUAAUUUACUAUCCGCCGCGGUCAGUUUGUGGGGGGUUCGCAUAUCUUCAAAGAUAUCACUUCGUCAAUCUAAAAAUAAUUAACCCUAGGUCAAAUUUUUCUAUCAAUAGAUAAAUAUAUUUUUAUAUUUAUGGGUAAUGUCCUAGUGGUUGUUUAUGAAAAAUUCCCGGUUUUAUUUUUAGUUGUUGGGUUAUUAGAUUUGCAGGGUAAUAUUUGUUGUUUGUGAAUUUUAUUUUGAUUCUAAAAUACCUUCAGGAGCAUAUACUGAUUUAAUAUCAGAAAUAUUCGACGCUCUUAAUGUUCAGAUAAAGUUAUUUUAAUGUUGUUGAAUUUGAAUACUUGAAUAAAAUUAUUUAUUUAUGGUAA